Molecule: messenger RNA, 844 nt
Organism: Salvia miltiorrhiza (redroot sage)
Lineage: Eukaryota; Viridiplantae; Streptophyta; Magnoliopsida; Lamiales; Lamiaceae
Product: transcription factor bHLH95-like
Exons: 3
Coding region: 64-753 (229 amino acids)
Biological process (GO): regulation of DNA-templated transcription; endosperm development
Molecular function (GO): DNA-binding transcription factor activity; protein dimerization activity
Source: RefSeq, a predicted model, not a curated record
GAAUGAUUCAACCCCAAGCCAUCUCUCAAUCUCUAUAAAUUGCAUACAUAUUAUUAGUUGGCGAUGGUAGCAAUGGGUGAAGAGGUUGAGCGGGAGGGGUUGUGGGAUGACGACCAAUCAUGGGAAUUUCCAAAAUUAGCAACUGUCGAAGAAGAUUGCGGCAUAAAGUCGGCGGACUCUGACGGGCAGGUGGCGGUCAAGGAUAAUGGAUCGCCGCCAACACCGCCAGAGAAGGGCAAGAAGAGGAGCGCCGCCGCAGGAGGAGAGUCGGAGCUGCAUAUUUUGACGGAGAGGGAGAGGAGGAAGAAGAUGAGAGAUAUGUUCUCCAAUCUUCAUGCCUUGCUCCCUCACAUCCCUCCAAAGGCGGACAAGUCGACAAUAGUUGAUGAAGCUGUGAAGUACAUAAAGAGAGUGGAGCAGAGUGUUUUGGAACUGGAGAAACGAAAGCAAUCCUUAAUGACACAAAACCAGGAUUUGAAGACAUGGAAUUCUGGAAACGUAGUCCUCAACGUGUGUGGGGCAGAUGCUCACAUCAGCGUGUGCAGCAUAAGAAAGCCCGGCCUGCUCGCCGCCCUCUGCUUUACGAUGGAGAGGAACAACUUGGAGGUGGUUUCUGCUCAGGUCUCAUCAUGCAUCUACAUCAUCCAUGCCCGGCCGGCAUAUGGAGGGUCAGACCAGUUCCAGCAGGCAUUCGCAAUUGAAGAAAAUUUCAAGCAGGCAGCAGCAGAAAUAACGAUGUGGCUUAAUUCCUAAGUUCAAUCUCACAAAAUUAUAUUCUCUCCAGAAAUAUCAUUAUUUUCUUUUUUAUUUUGAGAAUCUAUUGAUAAUAUUUUUAUUAUGAGUA